This is a messenger RNA of Python bivittatus (Burmese python), 1414 nucleotides long. The record is from RefSeq and is a predicted model, not a curated record. NCBI's taxonomy places the organism in Eukaryota, Metazoa, Chordata, Lepidosauria, Squamata, Pythonidae.
GCUGCUUGCCGCUCUAGGCCUCGAGUAGGCGCAGUCUGUGGCCGGCAUCGGCCGAGCGGUGCUGUUUCGGUUUCCAGCCCGGGGAGGACCGGCGGGGCGGAGCGGAGGAUGGCGGAGGCCUCUUCGGCAGCCGCGGCGGCCGCCGUCUCCCAACACCGCUUCUUUUGCCACAGUUGCAAAGGGGAGGUCAGCCCCAAGCUCCAGGAAUAUACAUGUCCCCGAUGUGAGUCUGGCUUUAUUGAAGAAGUGACAGAUGACUCCAGUUUUUUAGAAGGCAGCGGCAGCGGGACAGAUGAAAGUCCUUCCACCUCAUUUGCAGAGUUCUGGGACCAGCUGGAUCGUUCGAUGGUCUUUCCAUUCCUGAGCAGCUCUCUGGACCACAAUGGCAGAGACAACGAGAGGGGCCACCAAGCCCAUGCAGACCUUUGGGGACCAAGCCGACCCCCCCGACUGCCCAUGGCCCGGAGGUAUCGGCCCCGCCUCAGCACCCGGCCAGAUCGGUCGCCUGCCAUUGAAGGAAUAAUACAGCAGAUCUUUGCUGGAUUCUUUGCAAAUUCAGCAGUUCCUGGAUCACCACCCCCAUCUUUCUCCUGGGGAGGCAUGCAGGGGAGGCUGCACUCUAGCUUUGGGGACUACGCGUGGGACCAGAGUGGCCUCGAUGCUGUCUUGACCCAGCUUAUGGGACACCUGGAAAAUACAGGGCCUCCCCCAGCUGAGAAGGAGAAAAUUUCUUCCCUCCCAACAGUGACUGUCACUCAGGAACAAGUGGGUAAGUUCUUACUUUCAUCACCGUUUGUUAUCUUGUCUGGAGCCAGUUUGACCAGGUUGUACUUCUUGGUAAGAAACAGCUGCUCUCAGGAUCAGCUGGAGAUGUGCUCCUGGCAAAAUAACCCUGGUGGCACCACUUCUGGGGACUGGCUUUGAUUUCAGAGCUUGGGAGCCCUGUGCAGAAGGCUGGGUUUUGCACAUAAGACAGUCUCGUGCUUCCAUCCAACAGAGCUUUAGCUGCAAGCUCUACUGCAUUUGUAAAUGUUUUGCAGCACGGCAGCUUCUCAAAAUUGGAUUUGCCAAUUCAGAGACUGCACCACACCAUCAUGCCGUCAGAAUAUGGUUUUCAGAAUUAUUUCACCAAGAUUUCCACCAUUAGUCAACCAUUUGUAAACCUUUUGUUUCAACCAGCAGUCAAACUCAACUGCUGUCCCCAGUCAAAUCUUUCACUUAGAAGUUCAUCUUCUGUCAUCUCCAGUUGUCCUCUGACUUAAAAUAGGAAUAAUAAAUUACAAGCAUGGAAGUGGUGACCUUCCAUCUUUAUGUAAGAAAAUUGCAGUAAUGACUCCAGUUGCCUUUAUCUUUCCUGGACCUGGCCUAGGGGGAGGCGGGAGGAAAAGACCCUAGAAACUCAAACACACACACA